Drosophila persimilis is the source of this 1614-nucleotide messenger RNA. RefSeq names its product zinc finger protein 239-like. Gene Ontology annotation, cellular component: nucleus. NCBI's taxonomy places the organism in Eukaryota, Metazoa, Arthropoda, Insecta, Diptera, Drosophilidae. The coding region runs from base 33 to 1379 and encodes 448 amino acids. The record is from RefSeq and is a predicted model, not a curated record. Gene Ontology annotation, molecular function: zinc ion binding. The transcript has 2 exons.
CAAUUAUUACACAAUCAUUUACUUGCAGGACUAUGGAGGAAAUAUGCAGAGUUUGCAUGGCAAACUCCGGAGCAUUCACAAAUAUUUUUGAUGAGACACACACAUGGGACACUUGCAUCGCUGACAUGAUAUCACAGUGCACCGGGUACGUGGUUAGGCGAGGCGAUUUACUACCAGAAAACAUAUGUCCGCCCUGCCUCGAGGAUGCAGUGAGUGCAUUCAUCCUUAAGAAAACCUGUGAGCACAGUCAUAAACUCUAUUUCCCAGUGAUGGAGGAGGAUAGAGAAGAAGGCAUCUGUGACAAUCUGGAAGACGAGGAUUGGGAACCCUCAGAUAUUGAAAGUGAGCAAUCGAUCCAAUUUGAACCCGAUGCAGAGGUCCAAAGUGAUAAGGAUCUCGAUAAUCUCUUCAAAUGUAGUCUUUGUCCAAAGAGCUAUACGCGUCAAUCGAAUCUAAAUAGACACAAAAAAAUACACAAUGUGGAACGUCCCUACAAAUGCGCCGACUGCCCAAAAUCCUUUCAUCAAAAAUCCCAGCUCCAAUCACACACUCGAACGCACUCAGGUGAUCAACCUUACCAAUGUUCCUACUGCUCGAAGUUUUUUGCAAAUAAAUAUAAUCUUGAAAGACACACCCAUAAGCACACCGAUGAUCGACCCUUCAAACUUUCGCAAUGCUCGAUGUCGUUUAAACAAAUUGCCCAUCGUCAGAUACAGAACCGCACACAGCUGGGUGAUCGACUCUACCAAUGCUCCCAUCUUCAAGACCACACACGUUUCCCUUCAAGUAAAAAACACUACCUAUGCUCUCACUGCACAAAGUCAUUUAGCUCGCAGGGAUAUCUAAAGAUUCACACCCGUACGCACACAGGUGAACGACCCUAUAUAUGCUCUCACUGUUCAAAGUCUUUCUCCCAACUGUACUGUUUCAAAAGACACCUGCGUUGGCACAGAAAUGAACGACCCUUCAAAUGUUCCGACUGCUCAAAAUCCUUUACAGAAAAACACAAUCUGAAGGCACAUAGCCGUACUCACACUGUAGAGCGACCCCUUCAAUGUUGUCACUGCCCGGAGUCAUUUCAAGAGAAAGAGUCACUCAAAUUGCACAUCCAAAAAUGCGCGAUGGAGCGACCAUAUCAGUGUACCCACUGCUCCAAGUCAUUUAAACAAAAAGCCCAUCACAGCGCACACAUACGUACUCAUACUGGGGAGCGACCGCAUAAAUGUUCUCACUGCUCGAAGUCAUUUACACAACUCUCUCAUCUUCAAAUACACAACCGCACCCACACAGGUGAAAGACCCUACCAGUGCUCACACUGUUCGAAAACCUUCGUACAAGGAUCUACUUUUAACAGACACAUUCGUUCGCAACACGGCUGAACGAGCCUACCAAUGUGCUUAGGGCUCGAAGCUAUUUUAAGAAAAGGCCCAUUUCAACGGUCACAUAAUAUUCUCUCUCACUGGGAAGAACGGCCGAAGUAGUGCUUUCAGUACGAUGCCGGACGUCAACAAUAUUUAAAAAACAAAACGAUGUGCAAAUAAUUUAACUUUGAUGUUGAUAUGGUAGUUAUUUAAAUAAAAAAAUUAUACAAUGACAAACAAAAGGUUUUUAUCC